UGGUAUCCGACCAAUCAAUUGAAACUUCAAUUGAAUUGGAUCUUGAAAUCAGCACGUCUUUACGUGUCGUGUCACUGUACGGGUCUGUUUGGUUGUCAAAUUGACAUUACAAAUUAUGUCAAUUUGUAUGGUAGGUAUUGGGUUUUGAUUGUUCAAGUAUAUCCGCAGCUAUUUCCUACGGUCGGAUGAGUAUUUAUUUAAUAAAAUAUUCAGUGGAUAAUCUAUAGAAAUGGCAGAUCGUCUUUCCAUUCACGAUGAUAUAAAAUUAUAUAUAACAUCAGAUAAAUUUUAUUUGGAGCCACACAUAAACCCUACUGAGGUUCUUGUUAUAGACAGAAUAACAGGGGAAACAUCUGUUAAAGAAUAUGGCACAGUUAAAAUACCCAUCCCAGUGAAUGCAUACAGACCUGUUUGUGGUUUUCUUGGGACCAUAAAGUUAAUCUCAGGAUUAUAUCUUGUCGUGGCCAAAUAUAGAAUAUUAGUUGGCAGACUCAACGGUCAUGACAUAUAUCAGUUGGCAGGAUCCGAUAUCAUUCCAUAUGUUCGAUCCACAACGCAUCUCACUAACAAACAGAUUGAAGACAACAGUACGUAUGAGAAAAUGGUGCGAGCAGCGCUGGAGUCGCCUGGAAUGUACUUCUCAUACAGCUAUGACUUGACACACACUCUGCAGAGGUUGCAUUCAGUCGCACCGGAUUUCCACAUGAUGUCGAUCACAGCGCGCGCAGACCAGCGGUUCCUAUGGAACGGACAUCUAUUGAAAGAUUUUUCGCAGCAGCAAUACGCUAGAUUUGCCUUGCCCAUCAUACAAGGAUUCGUUUCCAUAAACCACGUGAGCAUCAACGGGCACCAACUCACGUGGUCUCUGGUAUCGCGUCGCUGCGUACACCGCGCCGGUACUAGGUUCUUUAUGAGAGGCGUCGAUUCACAGGGCAACGUUGCCAACUUCGUAGAAACGGAGCAGAUAAUAGAGCGGGGCGGUGAGAAGUCCUCGUUCGUUCAGACUCGUGGCUCCAUACCUCUAUACUGGAGUCAGUACCCCAGCCUCAAGUAUAAGCCGCCGGUAGACCUGGCUCAUGAGGACCACGUCGCGGCCUACACUAAGCAUUUGAGGGAUCAGCAGUUGCGGUACGGCAGCCAAGUGCUCGUCAAUUUGAUUGACCAGCAAGGUAAAGAGCAAGCUCUAGAGCGCGGCUAUCGGGCAGCAGUAGCGGCUGCAGCUCUACCCGGCGUUAGAUACGAGCCAUUCGACUUCCAUAGUGAAUGCCGAGGCAUGAGGUACCAUAGACUCAACGUGCUCAUCGACAGGAUUACACACGAACAGACGGAGUUCGGUUACUUCAUGUCUCGCGGUGGGACGGUACUCUUGCGUCAGAGCGGAGUGUUCCGCACCAACUGCAUCGACUGCCUCGACCGCACUAACGUCGUGCAGUCACUGCUGGCCAAACUGCAACUGACUGCGGCGUUACGACUGCUAGACAUCGCUCCGGAACCGCACUCACACUUCAACGAACUGUUCAAUACGGUUUGGGCAGAUCACGCAGACAUGAUAUCCGUCCAAUACUCGGGCACGGGGGCUCUGAAGACAGACUUCACUCGCACCGGGAAACGAACGCAUCUGGGACUCCUCAGGGACGGCGUUAAUUCCCUCACUAGAUAUUACAAGAAUAACUUCAGCGAUGGAUUCAGACAGGACUCGAUAGACCUGUUCCUGGGUAAAUACGUGGUGGUGGAUGGUGAGGGCAACACUUUGGCGUGCCCGCUGCGGAGGGACCGCGACUGGAAAUAUAUUACGUUCCCAUCGGUACUUCUAGUGGCAGUAUCAAUGUUCUGCGCCAGCGCAACUCUACCACAACGAUACAGCAGCGAAGUUUUACUCUACCUCAUGUUCUGGGGCGCCUGCGUCACUGCCACUCUGUCAUUCAUCUACCGGCACGGUAAAGAGUUCGUAGACUGGCCGCGUUUGGACGCGGGCGGUUUAGCCGCGUCCCGCUCGUGGCCGCCGCAGCACUUAUGAUCCGCGACCUGCCGCUCGUAGUCAUCGUCUGAGCCCGUCCCGCUCGCACGUAUAGCGCCCUCUCCCUCUCCCUCGCGCACAAGCCAACUGGUCGACGUCGUUGUACAAUCGUAUUAGGUAGCCGCGGAAAGAUUUCGCGUCAAAUCGAAAACUUCCACCUUUUUAAAUUCGGUUAUAAUAUAACCUGGCCAACUUAGGGGGGCAUUCCAGUAUUACGUAACGUAAAUUUUGAAGAUUUUUGACCCCCUUUCCCCAAUGUAACGUGCCAUAACGAUUUAUAAUUAAUAUUUAACGUUACGUAACACCAAACUGACCAUUUUUUACCCAAAAGUCACAUUUAUAAUGCGCGAACUGCCGGAAAGUCGCUAAAUUACUUUUGUUAUUGUUGUAGUCGUGUUUUCGGUAGUAAUUAAUAAUUAAAACAAUAGAUUUCCAAUUCGCAAUACUGAUUUUAAUACCCAAUUGUUUAUUAUUUAAAUAAAAAACAAUGUUACGUAAAGCGUUGAUCGAACCCCCCUCCCGCCUCUGUAACGCAUUGUAAUGUUUUACAAGACCCCCUCUCCCCCCGAACUGCGUUGCGUAAUACUUAAACGCCUCCUUAGAUGUUACUUACUAUUAUAAAGAAACGUUAUUACCUAGACGCAAUUAGUCAUUGACUGACAGAUGAAAGCUAAUACUAUUGGCUUAAAUUCAUUUCCUUAAUUGUGAUUGGUUGUAUCAAAAAUCGCGUGUCUUUUUUCGUUACAUUGUAACUAUGGAUGUGUCAGUGACAUUUAAUCGCCUUAGUACACAGCCUUUGAGCCAACUCUUUCAGUUAUUGUAUUAUUUUGAUGGGCUAAUAUAAUACUUUUGUUAUGUUCAAGUUUUUUCUGAGGUUUGAUUUUUUAUGGUUUUCGUUUAUAUUAAUUAUUUUCGAUAAAUGUAUUAAGAAAAAUCAAACUAUACAUCAUUAUUGUGAUGAAACUUAGUUUUGUGAUCUUUCAAAAAUACCAUUAAGCAUUAAAAAAAGUAUCAAAACGUAAUUGCAUUGCAAUGACCUCUCAAUAUUUAUUAAUACUUUGAAGAAACAAGAAAAUUGUUGCUAAACAAUGCCUUUGUACAUCGACGUUUAUCUAGUCCCUUCCCUAGCAAAAUAAGGGCCGGCGCACAUUGACGAGUUUUAAUUUAAUUUUCAUCAUCAAAUACUUUUAACGAAUAACGUAGUUAACUAAAUAUGAUUAUAGAAAAAUGUCUAUAUGCGCCGUGUCCUCUGCUCUUACAUAUAGUUUCCCUUACGUCCAUUUCACAUAAAACUUAUCCCCGCUUGACUGAAACUUGCAGAAACUUUCAAAAGUUCAAAUUACAGAAAAGUAAGUGAAAUUGAACAUAUUUUUUAUAAUUAAGAGCUUUGUAGUAAGCGCCACUUAAACUGUAUACAACCAUGAUAUAGAUAAUUAGUAAAAAUUCUUGUUAAAUUCGUUAAAACGAUAUAGAUUCAUUUAUUGAAACUUUCGUAAUACAACUACAGUUAAAACCGAAUAUAACGACACCGUUUAUAACGACUCGUCGGUUAUUACGACCCAUUGGCAAGGUCCCGGCCGAAGCCCUAUAUAAAUCCAUAAGUAAACAAACCGCCUAUAACAACACCGGAUAAAGCGAAAUACCGCUUAAAACGGCUUAUAGUCGAAGAAUAUUGAUAAUAAAAACUUUUUUACUUCUCUUUUCGAUAUUUUAAUUGAAAACAAGCUUAUAUUCAUUAUCUGUAGCCAUGCUACAUACAUACAUGACAAUAAUAUGAGUACUUGUGGGCUUAUAACAACUAUCGGGCAUAACGUCCGAAGUUAUAUGGUCCCUUCAAUGUCGUUAUAUCGGUUUCGACUGCAAUUGAAAUAUAAUAAAUUGUGGUGCCUCCACAUGUGGCUUUUUGUAUUCGAGUUUUUACUGUGAUUCCAUUUGACAAAUAAUUUCAAUGUAUUGCCGACACAACAUGGCUAUUCGUAUUUGCUAUUUGUAACCUUGACAACAGUCACUUUUUCAUUCCAAAUAGAGGGUGAUGAUUAGGACAGACUGCUGUCAAAAUGCCCUUAUCAAUUGAAAAAUUGCCAUAUUUGCUGUUUAUUUAAAUUAAAGUCGAAAUCAAACAUAAUGGUGUCGAUUCUGGCAGGAUUCUCUUAAUUUAAAACUAAAUUUAAUGUCAGUCUGUCCUUUUCAUUCUGUAUAGAGAAUGACUAGGACACACUGUUGUCAAAUUUAGGUUUAGAGAAUCAUGCCAGUAUCGACAUAAAUGACGCACUUCUGUCGGUUUUUCAGAAUGUGUUUUCAAAACCGACCCCAAUAAAACAAAUACGUAAUCCCGAAAAAAUAUUGAUCAUGCCAUGUGUUUGUUAUUUCGGUGUUUGUCUCCAUGUAUAUCGGCAGUUUGCCAUAACAUCAUAUUUUUUAGCGAAUACUACGAAUAUGUAAUAUGUGUUUUUCACAAUAUGCUAAUG
Molecule: messenger RNA, 4485 nt
Organism: Chilo suppressalis (striped riceborer)
Lineage: Eukaryota; Metazoa; Arthropoda; Insecta; Lepidoptera; Crambidae
Source: the annotation of a GenBank genome assembly